UGCCAUAUGACGUCCUUUCCGGUCUAACCUACCGACAUGGACGCCAGCCGCGUGCAGCCGAUCAAGCUCGCAAGAGUUACCAGAGUGCUGGGAAGAACUGGCUCCCAGGGGCAAUGUACACAGGUCCGUGUUGAGUUCAUGGACGACAGCAACCGUUCCAUCAUCAGGAACGUGAAGGGCCCAGUCAGAGAAGGCGACGUGCUGACGCUCCUGGAGUCUGAAAGAGAAGCCAGGAGGUUGCGAUAGAGCCUCCUGAAGCCGUGUGGUCCGGACGGGAUGAUGUGGCGCCAAAUACAGCCUCUCCUGUUUCACACACCAGGGGCUAACAUCUCGCUUAUGUUUUUCAAAUAAAUGUGGUCAUUGAGAAAA
Doryrhamphus excisus (bluestripe pipefish) is the source of this 369-nucleotide messenger RNA. It is a transcript of the gene rps28, whose product is annotated as ribosomal protein S28. Gene Ontology annotation, biological process: translation; maturation of SSU-rRNA; ribosomal small subunit assembly. Gene Ontology annotation, cellular component: cytosolic small ribosomal subunit; ribosome. Lineage: Eukaryota; Metazoa; Chordata; Actinopteri; Syngnathiformes; Syngnathidae. Gene Ontology annotation, molecular function: structural constituent of ribosome. The record is from RefSeq and is a predicted model, not a curated record.